AUGGCUUCGAAGUGCGAGCCGCUCAGUCACUUCAGUGAUAGACUCUAUUUCACCACCUUCCCCCAUCCACCCCCAAGCCCGCAGGUCCUCAACGGCCUGUCUCCGGAACCUAGAAAUCAACCGCGCGUGCGUGCCCGACCCAGGGGUGGCCCCUCAGCAUCCCCCGAUGACAAUGCAUCCUACUACUAUUUCACGAUCGACGACCAACUCCUCUAUCUCUCCUUUUUUCAAGACUGGGGUCCGUUGAAUUUGGCGAUGGUUUACAAAGCGUGCAUUCUCAUUCACGAGCUCCUUGAGGAUAAGGAACUGGCGUCCUAUAGACUGGUGUUAUACUCCUCCGGUGAUCCUAGACGUAAGGCGAAUGCAGCACUGCUUAUGGCAUUAUAUGUUAUGAUCGUUCAACGGCGUGCACCCUGGGAAGCUUUCCAUCCCAUUGCCGAAGUAGAAUUCAUGCCAUUUCGGGAUGCAGGAAGAGGACCGUCUGACUUCAACCUCAGUAUCCAAGAUUGUCUAUGGGGUGUUUGGAAGGCAAUGCAGAAUGGGCUAUGCGACAUGAACGAAUUCAGCGUCGAAGACUACGAGUAUUACGAGAAGGUCGAGAACGGUGAUUGGAACUGGUUAACUCCCAAUUUCAUUGCGUUCGCAUCUCCUGUGGACACCAAUUGGAUUAAACGGGAAAAGGAGGCCAAGGAAGCAUCCAAGACGAACUCCUCUGGGACAAGCUCCCUAUCUUCUUCCACAAGCUCCAACCUAGCUCUGCAACGGAAACUUCCUACGCCUUUCCUAAACUGCCUUGACUACUUCGAGAAACGAAACAUCAAACUUGUAGUUCGCCUUAAUACCGAGCUAUACGACCGGAAUACCUUUUUGGAUCGCGGGAUCGACCAUAUGGAACUGUAUUUCGACGAUGGUACAAAUCCUACGGAUGACAUUGUGCGGACGUUCAUUGAUGUCGCUGACCGUGUCAUUGAGAGCGGUGGCGUUGUUGCAGUCCACUGCAAAGCCGGACUUGGGCGUACCGGUACACUCAUCGGAGCGUAUCUGAUAUGGAAGUAUGGAUUUACGGCCAAUGAAGCCAUCGCCUUUAUGCGAAUCGUGCGUCCAGGAAGUGUGGUCGGCCCGCAGCAGCAGUACAUGUACCUGAAGCAACUGGAAUGGGCAAAGUGGGCCGCAGUGGACGAGAUGAAGAAGGUCCAGUCUCAGGCCACAAGUGUCUUCAACACCGCUUCUCUGGUUACUCCGGCGACGCCACCCGCGGAAGCCGACGAGGAGCUCGACGCCAUGAGCACCACGCCACCGCAAAAUACGGUCUCUUUGCCCCCCGUAACGCCAAGUCGCCAUGUCGCUACGGCCGCGGCGAAGGCAGGCGCUAUUUGUCCUCCCGGCCAGCCUCGUAAAACUCCGAUUGCGAAGCGCGUUGCCCAAGAUUCCGAUGACGAGGACGAGGUUGCCGAUGUCUUGCCUGCCCUCGAUGUCGUGCCUGCAGCCCGAAAGAUCAAGCCUGCACCGUCCAGAGGUAUCACCUCAUCUGAGCAGCGUCCAACACGCGUCACAAGGUCUACCGCCAACGCGACUACCAUUAAGAAGGGUACCGCAACGCCUGCCGUUCCAGAAUCCCCCGUCAAAUCAUCAAGACAAGGGCCUAACAAGAUACCUCGAUUAGCAACGACCAGAACAACUGCUGCUUCGAAGGCACUGGCUGCCGCAAACGUGCAGCAGCCCUUAGGUCGACCACAGCGUAAUGUUGUCCCAUCUCCGACCCCUUCUCGCUUGCCAACGCUGAUACCUUCAAAACGACCUCAACAUACCUCGUCAUCGUCUUCGUUGACCGACGUCGCAAAUCUCAAGCGGAACCCCACCGCGACCGCGACCGACGCCUGGGUAGCUAACAAUACCGCGGCUAUUGUGGUGCCGGCCGCCAAGUCUGGCCGCCCAGGCUUGAGGAGUGUCCGUCGACGACGCAGCAGCUUUAGUUCUGCUGACGUUGUCGCUUGA
Messenger RNA from Cyclocybe aegerita, 1995 nucleotides. The record is from the annotation of a GenBank genome assembly. NCBI's taxonomy places the organism in Eukaryota, Fungi, Basidiomycota, Agaricomycetes, Agaricales, Hemipholiotaceae.